Molecule: messenger RNA, 1340 nt
Organism: Onthophagus taurus
Lineage: Eukaryota; Metazoa; Arthropoda; Insecta; Coleoptera; Scarabaeidae
Product: SAC3 domain-containing protein 1
Biological process (GO): spindle assembly; centrosome duplication
Cellular component (GO): centrosome; spindle; nucleus
Source: RefSeq, a predicted model, not a curated record
GAGGGAUUCACAACUUGAUAAUUCUUCUAUAAAGCAAGAUAUACCAUUUUCUAGAUAAAAAUUGUAUUAUAAUCCUAUAUAAAUAUUUUAUACAGAGUUCUGAAUUAAAACUAACCCUAUUAAAUUCAUUUUCUAUGGUUACUUCAUCAAAAUAAAUCCAUUUUUAUAUUUUACGCUUUUUGAGAUUUGUAGAAUAUACCAAAUAUAUUUAAAUUAACUAAGAAGACGAUGGUUUUGAUAGGAAAAUGUGAAGAGAUGUGCUCGGAAGCCGAAAAGAAAUUGAGAUAUAAGGAGGGUUUGUUACAUAUUUUAGAGAUAAAAAAGGGGACUGAGAAAAAUCCUCGUCCCCUACCCGAUCCAAAAAGGGUGGUGAAAUGUUUUAGUAGGUCGGCAGCUGGUCGUGAAUCUAAUGAGAAUGAGCUCCGUACCCCAAACGCUUUACAAAGGACUGUUAAUUAUUUAUUACUUGAUGUAGCUGACAACCAAAUUAUUUCUUGGAAUAACACUUAUGACUUUAUCGUUGAUAGGUUAUUAGCUGUUAGACAAGAUAUUGUUAUCCAAGAUAUUUCUAGGUCUUAUACUAUUAGUUUAUUACAACCAAUUGUUAAGUUUUAUGCUUAUUCAGCUUAUAGACUAUGUGAGUCACCAAUAUCUGAUUUUGACCCAGUUUUAAAUAAAAAAAAUCUUCAGGAAUGCCUCAAAAAACUUCUUUUAAUAUACGACGAUUUUGAUUAUUUACAAUCAAAAAUUGGGGUUUUAAAAGAUUUUUGUUACAAUCAAGAAGAAUUUGAGAUUUUAUUCAGUGAUUGUAGACAAUUUUUUGAGGCUCUUUAUAUUUUAUUUAAUCUAGGGGACACUCAUUGUAUCUAUAGAGGAUUGAAACUUGAAAAGAAGUGGAGAACAAAUCUUGUUCAAAAUUCUAUAAAAAUGUCUUUAUGUUACAAAAAUGGUAAUUGGAUUCGACUUUGUCGAAUGAUGGUUAAACUUCCACCUUUAUUAGCAGGGAUCGCCUCUUUACAUUUACCAGAAAUACGACGGAAAACUUUAGAAAAAAUGUCGAUUGCUUUUUCAAGCAAAAAUCUUUCAUAUCCCAUUGAAACUUUACAAAAAGAACUACUUUAUGGGACCAAAAAUGAGUUAAUAUUCGACUGUGAUCGUUAUGGAAUAAAAUGUUCCCAAAGUGAAAUAAACUUUAUUAAAACGGAUUUUGAUAAAUUCUCAAAAUUAGUUUCUACUAGAAAGGAAAAAUUUGUUAUUGAUAAAUUUAUAGAUGUAAAACCAUCCUUUGUAUUAAAAUCGAAUACUUUUUAAUUUAAGUAAAUGAGAAAAAGAGAUUAAGA